Messenger RNA from Blepharisma stoltei, 795 nucleotides. NCBI's taxonomy places the organism in Eukaryota, Ciliophora, Heterotrichea, Heterotrichida, Blepharismidae. The record is from the annotation of a GenBank genome assembly.
AUGAAACUUUCAUUGCUUUCAAUUCUAGUUGCAUGUGUCUUGUCAGGUCCAGCUUCUCUCCGUAAGUCAUCACAUCCACUCCUCACUCAAAAAGACAUCGACUUCAUAAAUCAAAGCCAAAAUUUAUGGACAGCUUCACUUGAUUGGAUUGACACUAUGACCCUUGAAGAAUUUAAGAUCUAUGCUUCAGUUCAGCCCAGAGCAAGAGAAUUCCCAGAAUUCAACUGGGGUGCAAUCCUUGAAAAUCUCCAGAUCCCAAGUGCUUUUGACUCAAGGACUCAGUGGCCAGGCUGCAUUCAUCCAAUUCUUAACCAAGAGCUCUGUGGCGGGUGCUGGGCUUUUGGAGCAACUGAAGCUCUAUCAGAUAGAUUUUGCAUUGCUUCUAACUCAACAGUUAAUGCUAUCCUUUCUCCUCAAUAUUUAAUUGACUGCAAUACGGCAAAUGGGGGAUGCAAUGGAGGAUGGCCUGAUGUAGCAUGAAACUUCAUGAUGACUAACGGAGUCCCAACGUCCCAAUGUGUUAUGUUUAAAGAUCGUAAUGAAAAAUGCCCAUCUACCUGUGAUAACGGAUCCCAAUUGCAAUUCUAUAAGGCUUCAAGUGUUAACCAGUUCAAUGGGCCAUCUGCAAUCCAAGCAGCAAUUCUUAGUGGAGGUCCAGUUGAGACCACUUUUACUGUUUAUGCAGAUUUCGGAGCUUACAAAGGCGGCAUUUAUUCGCCUACAACAAAUCAAAUCGUGGGAUAUCAUGCAGUAAAAAUUGUUGGCUGGGGUAACCAAAAUGGAACCAAUUACUAG